Boeremia exigua is the source of this 3634-nucleotide messenger RNA. RefSeq lists its product as uncharacterized. The record is from RefSeq and is a predicted model, not a curated record. The transcript is spliced from 4 exons. Bases 358 to 3261 code for a protein of 967 amino acids. Lineage: Eukaryota; Fungi; Ascomycota; Dothideomycetes; Pleosporales; Didymellaceae.
GGCAUAAUCAGAGUAGUUAGAAAUCAGUUUGAUAACGUCCGAAAUUACCACGAUCACGCACGUUCAAUCAGACGCAAACAGACAAAGGAACUGAUAUUGCAGGCUCUAUAGUUUGUACAUUGACCUGAGUGCUCGCAGCCUUCCGAUAACGUCACGCGUCUUCUAGUUCUUGCCGAACCAGGUCUUGUGUCCCUAGAGGGGUCAGUUGCUGGCCGCUACUACACUAGGUUGUACCUACAAGAACCAGGCGGCACAUCAUGUACAUGGAGGCGCUCAGCGAGGUGAACAUGAGACCCUUGUAGGCGGGAAUCAUCCACUUGCCGCGGGCCUGGAGUUCGUCAGCGUCAAUCCUGCGGCAUGUCCCAAGCUGAUGCUGUCUGCGCCCGUCCAGCCAACCAGAUCCCCCUCUUUCCAGCUUAUCCACGUUUCAAGUCGCACGCACCUUCUCCCAGGUCCUCAGGCCAUCGUGCUUCUGGAAGCUGUCAGUACGAUGACUGGGGGUAUGACUGGCCGUGCCGGGCGGCGUCAAUUGGGCGCACGCCGCGUCGCGCAGCUGCAGGGAAGACGUACCCUGCCAUUGUGAAGAGUGGAGAUGUCUGCAGACGCGCCCGCGCCAAUGGGUCUCCGCCACGCUCCUUUACCUCGAAGUUGAUGCCACCGGCCUUGGACAGGCUCCUCGCCAGUCCCUCGGCCCUGAGACUGCUGCGAUCCAUCGUCACCGCCCCGGACUCACCCGCCCGAUGCUGUGCCGCAGCACAGAGACGGACAUACGCAAAGCACCAUGGCGCCGGGAAGCGCAAAUGGCAGCGGUGGAGCGAGCAGCCGGCUGUCCUCCGUGAGCGCGAACAGGCUGCCAUCAGGGAGCGCGAACAGGCUGUCAUCAGUGAGCAGGAGCAGGCGACCAUGGACCAGCAUGAGAAUGCUCUGAGGAAGCGCGCCGAGACCGCCCCCAAGGUCGCGUCACGACGCAUAAAACCCGAGGCCGGAUUCGACUUUCUCAACGAUAUUCUGGGCGACGAAGAGGCAGCUCUGGAGGAUGAUUACUCUGUCGAGGAUCCAGACAAAGAGUGGGCCGCCAGACUCGCCCACCGCGACCGCCUCGAUGGGCUGGACGGCAUUUUGGCCGUCUGGCAGGCCCGCCGCCGAGAAGGGUACUCGCUCCCAACCGAGAACAGUGCCAAUGCCCAGUUCCUCUGGAAGACGUUCGCACGACACCCGCGCCUUGUGCACGACGUCAUCGACCACGCAGUCGAGCUGCAGCAGAGGGGUGCCACGUACCCACGCGUGUACAGCGUGAUCAUGGGCUACUGGUUGGGACGCCAGCCAAUUGAGGCGCUAGAGUACCAUGACCAAAUGCUGGAGAAACUGCACCUGGAGAAGCUGCCACUACGCGAGCUGGCGCAAUCCGCCCAGACCUACGGCAACGCGUCGCACGAAGCGCUGUUGGACAUCUACCGCGACAGCAAUGAGCGCGAUCUGUAUGAUAGUAUCGUGCCGCGCCUCGUCAACAGUGGGAACAUCGAGAUGGCCUAUCGAUGGCAUACCCUCUGCAGUUCUCGCGAUGACCUCCCAUCUGAGACCUUCGCGGCCAUACCCAUCAUCCAGCUCUUCACCGCGAAAGCUGCCCCCGUGGAUCCGAAAAUGCGCAAGCGCGAGGAUCCCAAUAUCAACAAACCUCUCAUGAAACGGCUGAUUGGGCGCGACUCUGCACCUGUGCGCUUCGAGGAUGCCUUCACGGCGCGCAUGUUCGCCACCAGGACCGUGCAGAUUGACUCCAUAAUCAAGGGACUAACCCUGGUGGGCGUGAACGAGAUAGGUCCACAGGCAGUUCUGGCCAUGGCCAGUCGGACACAACCCAUCACCGACCUUCCUCGCCAUUUUGAAGGCCUGCGGGCUGCGGGCAUUGCACUGCAGGGCUCUGUCUUCUCUCUCGCGCUGGAGAAGUUUGCCAUGGACGGGAAGUGGGAUCUCGUGGAAAGCAUUAUGGAGAGCGACCAGCAUCUAGAUGUCUACGGCGACGCAGACACGCAGCGCGCUCUCCUGGCUUACUACCUCGACCAGAAAGACGCCAUGCAGGCCCAGCGAACCCUCGCCAUCCUCUCGCUGUUCCACAACGACCCCGGCCGCGAGUCCUGGAACCUGCUGCUGCAGCUGCGCCUCGCAAGCACCCGGCCCCAGCCCCAGGACAUCUUCAGCACCCUACUCGAGAUGCGGAGCAUCGGUGCCACGCUGUCGAGCGCAUCCAUUGCCUCCGUCCGCCUCCUGCUGGCCCGCCGCCAGCGCGGCCAUCGCCCCCAACCCUCCGCCCACCCCUUCGACGACCUCCGCUUCGUCACCCGCUUCUACGUCACCGCCCUCGAGGCCGGCAUGACCCGCAUCCCGCCCGAAGCCUGGCACGAAAUCAUCCGCCGCUUGGGCAUGCUGGGGCGGCUGCGCGAACUCAAGCGUCUCCUCCUCUGGCUCCUGUCCUGGUACGCGCCGCUGAGCCCCGAAUUCGCCGCGCUCCCGCGCUCCGCCGCCCUCGCCCCCGCCACCGCCGCCAUGCGCCGCCUCUACCCCGUCAACACGCACUACUACAACUUCCCGACCACCGUCCCGCAGCAAAACUCCAAGGCCCACCCCAUCCGCGUCCUCUUCCCGCCCUCCCUCCAACAAGGCCUCGUCGUCUGGGGCUUCCGCACCCUCCUCCCCGAAGCGCCCCUCGAGCAAUCCCUCCUGCGCCCGCCCGCCGCAAAACCGCACCACCGCCCCAGUCUCCUGCAGAAAAACAUCCUCACCCGCCUGCGCUGGGACGUCGGCCUCAGGAUCCUCGUGCAGCUGCGCGACCUGGGCGUGCACGUGCACCCGCACACCGUCGCCAAGGCGCUGCAAGCCCAGUUCGUAAGCCUCUUUGGAUACGGGCGGUCCCGCGUCAAGGCGAACCGCCGGCUGGAGCAGGGGAAUGAGAUCGAGUACGCGGAGUUCGUGCGCGGCGUCAACGAGGCGUGGGGCCAGCGGCUGUUUACGGAGCCGCGGGAGUUGGCGCGCGGCGUGGGGCGGGAGGCCAGGUGGCAUCCGCGGUUCCGGAGGCGGAUUGGGGGCGAGGUGAGUGUUGGGCGGGGCACGGCGGGUGGUAGGACGGGCGUUGAGAAGUCGGAGAAGCGCGACUCUGCUGGCACGCACGGUAAACGCGGAAGUCAUGGUGUUGACCGGACCCGACUCGAUGACAAAUCCAUCCGCCUCCGUCUCGCAGCACUGGAAUACGUACUUUCGUGGUUGUAAAUUGAAGCCUCGCAAUAAGGCUGGAGGGGUCGCUAUUGCCUACAUGCUCAAAACACAUGUGCACUAGCCUAAUGUGGAAAGGCUACGUGCGUGUUUCUGUUCACAUCCACUCAUUUUGAGACACACGUUGACGGGCUCGCUCGAUAAGAGCUGCUGGUUGCAAGGAUGAGACGAGGCACGUUUGUGAGGGAUUGCGAUACAUGUCGACCGGUAGGAGCGAUGCGCCGGUUGCGUGUGCUGCUUGAUCGGGGUGGCCGAAUGGAGUGGUGGAACGCAAUUGUUCUGAUGCUUUGUAGCUGGACGUGUUGCUGAGCACUGUGUAGUCGAAAUGUGAGGUAGUCUUUGAAGCGCCCCAGUUGUUAGCAAUCUAUAU